Messenger RNA from Amphimedon queenslandica, 1110 nucleotides. RefSeq lists its product as uncharacterized. Bases 173 to 1105 code for a protein of 310 amino acids. The record is from RefSeq and is a predicted model, not a curated record. Gene Ontology annotation, biological process: lipid transport. The transcript has 5 exons. NCBI's taxonomy places the organism in Eukaryota, Metazoa, Porifera, Demospongiae, Haplosclerida, Niphatidae. Gene Ontology annotation, molecular function: lipid carrier activity.
UAGGGGCGAGGCCACGCACCUUUGGUGUCUCGUUGCUAUAGAGAAUCUAUUCUAUUCCGGCCCUGCACCCUCCUCUCAAGCUUUCUACUUCCUGAUUAUAAAAACAUGGUCCUUAUAUAACUUGAGAGUAAAUCUAUCCUUCCUCAUUUGGGGGUAGCUAUACCAAAAGAUAAUGAGAGGGAUAAGGUUCGUAGUCUUUGCUCUUUUCCUCUUCUCUUCAUCCAGUGAUGCUGCUCCUGCUGCUAAAAAAGAUUUCAAGAAAACCAGUGAUUGCAGUAAAAAAGCUAAUGUAAGUUGCACUUAUAAAUACAGUGUUGAGGCAAGAAUAAAGGGAGGAGAAGAAAUUGAUGUUACUGCAAAUGUAGACAUAUUUUGUGAAUCAGUUGGUAUCUUUAAGAAGGAGCCAGCCAUUCGUCAUUGUAUCAAUGUCAGAGAUGCUGUGGGCCGAAUAUCCAACAAAGGGAAUAAAUAUGAUUCAGAUACUGAGGCUCCAAUUAAAAAAUUGGACAAAUGGUUCUGUUUUGCUCAGAGUUCAAAAACUGGUAAGAUAUCGGGUGUGUUUUACCCCAAGAAAGAAAAGGAGUGGAUUGUCAAUAUAAAGAAGAGCAUUGCCAGUACUUUUCAAGCCAACUACAAAGGGACAACUGUUGCUACUGAAACUGACUCACAAUCAAAACACAAAUCACAUUACAAGUACUAUUCUGAGGGUAAUAAACAGAUUCAAGAAAGAAGGAUUGAUUCUGGUGAUGUUUCUACUUAUGCUGGAAAGGCCUCCACUCAAGAUAAAGACAAAACUCUUUACUUUCAUGAGCACGAUAAGCUUGAGAUAGACAGGAAUAGAAGAAUACAAUUUUCAGAAGGGAAAUCAGUCCUUGAGCUUGGAGCAGAGGCAGAAGAUAAAGCUACUGCAUCAGAUACCAAUGAUAAAGCAGUGCCUCCCCUGGGAGCUAUCAGUGAUUACAAGCUUGAGCUGGCCCGCUGCUAUAAGCCACCGAAGAAAGAUAUUAUUGAAGAGCUCACUGCUGCAAUGGCCAGUCAUGAAUGUGUGGUUGGGGAUUUACUGGCUACUAUUAAUGAAGGUAUUAUUGAUUUGAUUGCUGCAUAGUAUGC